Salvelinus fontinalis (brook trout) is the source of this 3823-nucleotide messenger RNA. Its product is annotated as histone deacetylase 9-B-like. Gene Ontology annotation, molecular function: histone deacetylase activity. Lineage: Eukaryota; Metazoa; Chordata; Actinopteri; Salmoniformes; Salmonidae. Gene Ontology annotation, biological process: chromatin organization. The transcript has 6 exons. The coding region runs from base 189 to 1259 and encodes 356 amino acids. Gene Ontology annotation, cellular component: histone deacetylase complex. The record is from RefSeq and is a predicted model, not a curated record.
UCUCCCUCUCUCUCUCUUUCUCUCCUCCUCCAGCCUGAGAGUAUUACUAAACCAUAAUCUCUCUCUCUCUCUCCUCUCUCUGUCCUCCUCCAGCCUCAGAGCCCAACCUGAAGGUGAAGUCUAGACUGAAGCAGAAGGUAGCAGAGAGGAGGAGUAGUCCACUGCUGAAGAGGAGAGACAGCAACGUCAUGACCCCCUACAAGAAGAGGGCCCUAGAAAUGAUGGGUACAACUUAUUCUACAGCCACUAACAGUGCCCCAGGCUCAGGACCCAGCUCUCCCAUCGGAGCCUCCAGCGCCCUGGGGGCCGAGAACGGGCCCUCCUCUCUCCCCACCACCACAAAAACCGAGCGCUGGCCAUCACAGCCCAGGUUAUUUCGUCCAGAGGGCUCCAUGUCCAACCUUCUGAGCUUAUACACGUCUCCCUCCUUACCCAACAUCACCUUGGGCCUCUCCGCCACCUCCUCCCAGAUCAGCGCUGCCAUCGGGCUGAAGGAGAAGACUGGGGAGGUCAGGCAUGGUCUACCAGGGCAGCUCCUGGGGCCUGUGCCCAUGCCCACAGUGACCUCCAUGGAGACCAAGGUGUCCCCCAGCCAUCAGGCCCUGCUCCAACACCUCCUUCAGAAGGAACAGAUAAGACGGCAGAAGAUCCUCUCCUCCUCUGGUCAAGGCUCCGUGCCCGCCCACCCCCACUCCCCUCUGGCCAUGAAGGACAGGCCCUCCUCCAACAGCAGACCCAAGCUGCCCAAACACCGGCCCCUGAACCGGACCCAGUCAGCCCCUCUGCCCCAGAGCACCCUGGCUCAGCUGGUCAUCCAGCAGCAACACCAGCACUUCCUGGAGAAGCAGAAACAGUACCAGCAGCAGAUCCACAUCAAUAAGCUGCUGUCCAAGUCCAUCGAGCAACUCCGUCAGCCCAGCUCCCUGGUCAACCCACACCUGCAGGAGUCAGAGGAGGAGGAGGAGGACAACACCCGGAGGCUGGAGGAUGAGAGGAUGGACAUGCAGGAGGACAGGAUGCCCCCUGGUGGCGUGAUCCAGAAACACACCCUUCGCUCCAGCAGCAGCAGUGGCAGCAAUGGCUCUCUCGGGGAGCUGUCCGCCAUCGUCGAGGCCCACCACCGCCUGGGGGUCAUAAAGGUCAAAGAGGAGCCAAUCGACAGCGAGGACGAGUCUCUGUCCAAUCAGAGCCUAGUGGCGGAGCAGAGUGCCUCACUCCACCAGGUCAAAGGUCAGCUGGUGAUAAGAGCCAUGAUCUGAGGGGGGCAGAAGAUGAAGGAAAUCACACACUGCGACAUUCAGAGACGCAUACGUACACACACACACACACACACACACACACACACACACACACACACACACACACACACACACACACACACACACACACACACACACACACACACACACACACACACACACACACACACACACACACACACACAGAGCCGACUAGGACUCCCCAGGCAGUCCUCUCCCUGCCCUGAGAUGUGACGCUGUCUCAGUGAAGUGCAGCCGCACCCCAAACCCCCACCAGACUGACUCUCUGUUUGUGAACUUUGUGAAGUGAUCUGUAAUGUUAAGUAUGUUUCACCGUGCUGUAUAUAACAUGAAGAGAAGAUUUACUAGAAGAAUGAUCCUUCUUUUUUUACUUCUAAGGAACUGCUUUGAUUGUUUUCAGGUUCUGCUCAAUUGACAGAACGUAAUAUGUAUACAGUAGAUUUAGGGUAAGAGAAUAUUCUAGAAGGGAGGGAAAGUUUAACCGUUGUACAGUUUAUGAAUGCCAUUUUAUGUUCCCAUAGUGUAACAUUUAUGCCAUCAAUUCACUUCAACUUUGACUUGCUGACUGUUGUUGUUUUAUUCAAAAAGAAAAAGUAAAACGUCAUAUUCUCCGUCGUUCUCCAAAAAGCUGUGAUGUUCUGUGUUCAGCGGUCUCUGAAAAUGACAUGAAAAUAAGGAAGCCUGCUCAUGUCUGUAUGAGAGAGAAUGUAUUGUUCAACCUUAACACAACACAGCCCACCCUUACGACUGACUACAGCCAGCCUACACUGGGAAUGAGACUGUUUAUUGAUGUACAGUACUGCAGAGUGGAGGAGAAAAUGCUAAAUCAGUGGAUGGAUGGAUGGAUGGAUGGAUGGAUGGAUAUAUGGAUGGAUAUAUGGAUGGAUAGAUGAUGGAUGGAAAUAUGGAUAUAUGGAUGGAUAGAUGAUGGAUGGAUAGAUGAGGGAGGGAUGGAUGGAUGAUGGAUAGAUGAUGGAUGGAUGGAUAGAUGAUGGAUGGAUGGAUGGAUGGAUGGAUGGAUGGAUAGAUGAGGGAGGGAUGGAUGGAUGAUGGAUGGAUGGAUGGAUAGAUGGUGGAUGGAUAGAUAUAUGGAUAUAUGGAUGAUGGAUGGAUAUAUGGAUGGAUGGUAUAUGAUGAAUGGAUGGAUAUAUGGAUAUAUGGAUGGAUGGAUGGAUGGAUAGAUGAUGAAUGGAUGGAGGGAUGGAUGGAUGGAUAUAUGGAUAGAUGAUGGAUGGAUAGAUGAUGGAUGGAUGGAUGGUGCAGGCAGUCAGCGCCAUCAGACCAUAGGACCAGGUCUGCUUCUCAAAUGGGCAUCCCAUAGGCCUCAGGUUAAAAGUUCUGUGCUAUAUAGGGAAUAAAGCAAGAACAAAACAACAAAAUCAUCCUGGUUUGCCACGGCCCUGUGUUGAGAUGCCGUGUCAUCCUAAUCUUCCUCAUCUUCCUCUUCCUCGACCUCCUCUUCCUUCUCUUCCUCCUCCUCCUCCCCUCUGGGUCCAAACCAAAGCUCAGCCAGGUUCCUGCCCAACUUUCAGCAGAGAAAUCACUAACAGUGAGAAGGAGAGAGAAAGAGAGGGAGAGAAGGAGCGAGAGAGAGAGAGAGAAGGAGAGGGAGAGAGAGAGAAAUAGAAGAAGAGAAAUAGCGAGAGAGGGAGAGAGAGAGAGAGAGAGAUAGGAGCGAAAGAGAGAGAGAGGAGAGUGAGAGAAAGAGAGAGAGAGGAGAGAAAGAGAGGGAGAGGAGAGGAGAGAGAGAGAGGAAGAGAGAGAGAGAAAAGUAGAGGGAGAGAGAGAGAGAAAGAAGGAGAGGAGAGAGUAGAGGGCGGGCAGGAAAUGCCUUCUAGAAGCCAGGAGUCGGAAUGAUUCAUGUGUGCAGGAAUGUUAAGGGAGAGGAGGACCCAGGGUUGUAGGAGUCCAAGGGGCCAGGCUUGAGAAUUGAUUUACUGUCAAGGCGAAUUACAAAGCGAGUGGGGAUAUGGUUAAGGGAGACCCUUUUUAAAGGGAAUCGCUUCCUUCAUACUCCCCAGUGACAUGCUUACCUCCACACGCAGGUUUGAUGUUACUUCAAUAAAAUAAAAAACAAAAUGGGACCUCUCUCCUUCUCCCCAACCCCCACCCCUAACUCCCUCUUGAAAUUGCCCCAUGCAACAUGUCGACUCUGGACUUAAAGUGGUCAAUCAAUGUAGAGAUGUAACUUUUUUUCCUGUUUCGUUUGUCUUGUCAAUGUAUAAAAUGUUAGUAUGGGGUUCUGUGUUUGGGUUCCUGUGAAAGACAAACUAUGUCUGUCAGUCUGUCUGUCUGCCUGUCUGACUCAUACUGUACAUUUAGCUCAACCUAUUCUAAUGUUUCUAGUGUAAAAAUCACUUUCAAUCGGAACAAUGUCAGUCUUGUUCCCUUGCUUCUUUGAUUGGGUUGUAACGGGGCCCCUUCUCUACCCGUGGGGGGUCCCUGGAUUCUGUUCAUAGCUGUUUGCGUUUGUUCUCUUUUUUUUCUGCCUUGUUCUACAAACCUUUCUUUUAUAAAAUAAAGUUAAUUCCCCUACUGUGCAA